UAUUUUAACAACACAUUCACCCAGUGUAGAAUUGCCUGUGCUGAUAUUGUUUCAUUUUUAUCUAAUAACUAUCGAAUAAAGUAAGAUCUAAUAUAAAGUAGAACGUAAGAAAUGUCUUCCGAUGAAGAAUCAAUCGAAGGUGAAGAAGGUCCAUAUCUUGGAGAAUAUGAAGGAGAGCGAAAUCAAAAUGAGGAAAGACACGGCAAAGGAAAGGCAAAGUUGCCUAACGGAGAUACUUACGAGGGUUUUUAUGAACAUGGAAAGCGUAAUGGACAAGGAACGUACAAAUUUAGAAAUGGUGCACGAUACACUGGCAGUUACACGAAAGGUAAAAAGAAUGGUUACGGUACAUUCAUCUAUCCAGAUGGAUCAAAGUACAUAGGAAACUGGAUAAAUGACGAAAAACAUGGUUUUGGAACAUACUAUUACGUCAACGGUGAUAUUUAUGAAGGAGACUGGUACGAAAAUAAGAGACAUGGACAAGGUGUGUAUACUUUCAAUGUGACUGGUUCUCGCUACCAAGGCACCUGGACAAAAGGUAUUUGUGAAGGUGCUGGAGAAUUAAUUCAUGCAAAUCAUCGUUACUCUGGUCAGUUUGCAGACAAUUGUAUGAAAGGAAAGGGAAAGUAUCUUUUUGAUAUUGGAUGCGAACAACUGGGGGAAUACAACGUCCAAGAAGAUCAAAUACAAGGAGAAACAGAAGAAGAUGAACCUACUACUGUACUUAAAGCUUUGUGGAAACCAAAAACAUUAUGUGGUAUUGAAGGGCAAGCAUCAUGAAUGAACACAAAUAUGCAAACAUAAUAUGUUAUCCAUUUAUAUUUGCAGUGGGGAUCAGGGGGUGUAAACAUUUAAGUCCAAGUUAACACAUGUAGAAACAUCAUUAAAUAUAUUGCAUACUUUUCAUAAUCAUAUCCUUAAAUGUAAAUUUACUUUUAUCAGCAUUAUCUUUCAUUCUCCAUUUAUAUUUUCAAGAUUUAUUAAUUUCUCACAAUCGUUUUAUACUUGGAAGCUUGUGGUUUUGUGUUCAUUUACAUAAUAAAUGUUCAUAAAUGGUAACACAGAGCUUCUCGCUCAAUCA
Dendronephthya gigantea is the source of this 1081-nucleotide messenger RNA. Its product is annotated as radial spoke head 1 homolog. NCBI's taxonomy places the organism in Eukaryota, Metazoa, Cnidaria, Anthozoa, Malacalcyonacea, Nephtheidae. Gene Ontology annotation, biological process: spermatid development; axoneme assembly. The coding region runs from base 112 to 780 and encodes 222 amino acids. The transcript has 3 exons. The record is from RefSeq and is a predicted model, not a curated record. Gene Ontology annotation, cellular component: nucleus; motile cilium.